UGUCUCUCUCCCGCGCCGCUCGUCACAUUUGUCGUCCGAAUCACUCUUUGCAAGUUGGCUCACGAACACGCCUCGUACUAUGCCAAAAUACUGACUCAACCGAUAUUCUGACUCAUUAUCAACAUGCACCCUUUACGCCGGAACCGGAGGCCCGUGGAAGAUGACCGUUCCUAACGACUGUGCCUCGGACCACAAAGUACUGUGCAAUGGAUGUACUCUAAAGCACACGCAUUUGAUACAACCAACAGGAGUCCCGUGGGAUGCUUGGCACGACGCCCCUAUUCUGUUGUAUUACCUCAACGAAACACCCCCUUCGCAUCACUCACCCCGCCAUGAUGGCUACGAAAUCCGAAGUCAUCGAUGAUAGCAAGUCCAUUGCUAGCUCACCUCCCCCUCAGGCAGAGACGUGCCACCGUUCUAUCUCGCAUUCGUGAUCUUGUCUCCGCCACAGAUGUCACCCCUUCCUCCAUUGAAUCGAUUAUCAAUGCAUGUGUUCAUGAUCUCACAGUUGCAGAGCUCUCCGACCUUCUGCAAACACCCAAUAUCGAGGGUCACACGGCGCUAUAUUGGGCAAUUGUGAAUCGCCGACGAGAAGUAUCCUCGGCGUUUAUUGGAUUCAUUUCUAAUUUUUCAUCCAAAUGCUCUUCAGACCUACGUCUUGCGUGCAUGCAAACUAGCGACCAAGCAUCAUUCUCGCAGCUGAAUUUCCAAAAUACUAAUACCAAGGACGAGUCUUUAAGACGAUUUCUGGGUUGUCCACCAGAUGAGAUUCAAGUACAUCAUGGUGGAGAACCGGACGACCACCAGUUCGUUGCUUCCUUCCGUAUCAGGAUGUUCCAGAAACGUCUACGCGCUACACAAGAAUUAAAUUAUGAUUUUGUUGCACGAGGACGUAUAUGGUGGUUCCGCUUUUUUGUGGGGAAAAAGGGGAGAUGGGCCGCUGGCCUUGGUCUCUCUUCCCCUAGUCUUCCAGCUUCUCCACGUCCUUCACUUCUGUUAGAAACAGGAAACGGGGAACCCGGCCGUGAGACACCGACUAAAAGGGUGUUCAAGGGGGCAGGAACACAAUUCACGGAAACACAAUUCACGGAAACACUCGUGUCGAAAGAAUACAUCGGCGAUGUAGUAAACGGCAAGCCUUGUGUCAACAUAAGUUGGUGGUUGAAUGAUCAGUGGGUGACGUACGACAAUUCCACAGAUGCAGACUGCGAUAACACACUACAUGCAAAGCUGGAGAUCACACUCAAAGAGUAGCUCGUUUUAACAUUUAUAGGCUCACAAAAUGGUAGAUAAUACAUCAUUUAUGAUGCAUUUGGGACUGCAGAG
Suillus discolor is the source of this 1326-nucleotide messenger RNA. RefSeq lists its product as uncharacterized. Lineage: Eukaryota; Fungi; Basidiomycota; Agaricomycetes; Boletales; Suillaceae. The coding region runs from base 361 to 1254 and encodes 297 amino acids. The transcript is spliced from 6 exons. The record is from RefSeq and is a predicted model, not a curated record.